Molecule: messenger RNA, 534 nt
Organism: Seminavis robusta
Lineage: Eukaryota; Bacillariophyta; Bacillariophyceae; Naviculales; Naviculaceae
Source: the annotation of a GenBank genome assembly
AUGACCACCUUUUGGAAUCACUACUGGCCCGUCGCCAAAGAAGAAGGCGCAGAAGCUCGUGAUUGGCGCGACUAUCCUGCCAAUCGUCCUUGCCCACUCGACGGUGUUUCGGCUCCCUCCCAUACCGUCUUUGUCAAGACGGGCGGGAAUGCCUUGCAAGCCGUGGAUCGAUCCGCCCUCCAACAAAAGGGUGUCGUGGCCGUGACGGUGCCCUGGAAUGCCCGACCCGGACAGGAAAUGUUGGUCCGCCACGGCGAUCGAUGGGUCACCACCCAGGUACCCGAUCACAUGCUACCCGGACAUGUCUUUUUGAUGCGCGUCCCAGAGACGCCCUAUAUCAACAGCAAAUUGGAAGGAGAUAGUAGUGGUAUUAUGCCAUCUAAAGAAGUCAACAUGGCACAAGCCUAUGUGCCACCAUCAUCCACACAACAACAACAAACACCGCACGACCUUCUCUUUGAAGAAGCCACGGAAUUGACACAUGUAUCCACGGGAAUUGAACAAGAUCAACCUUCCAAACGAUCCAUCGUUUAA